Messenger RNA from Suricata suricatta (meerkat), 3426 nucleotides. RefSeq names its product transient receptor potential cation channel subfamily C member 3 (gene TRPC3). The record is from RefSeq and is a predicted model, not a curated record. Gene Ontology annotation, biological process: calcium ion transmembrane transport; manganese ion transport; regulation of cytosolic calcium ion concentration. Lineage: Eukaryota; Metazoa; Chordata; Mammalia; Carnivora; Herpestidae. Gene Ontology annotation, molecular function: protein binding; inositol 1,4,5 trisphosphate binding; store-operated calcium channel activity. The coding region runs from base 1 to 2688 and encodes 895 amino acids. Gene Ontology annotation, cellular component: membrane; cation channel complex. The transcript is spliced from 13 exons.
AUGUCCACCAAGGUCAGGAAGUGCAAGGAGCAAGCGAGGGUGACCUUCCCCGCGCCGGCGGCGGAGGAGGAGGAGGAGGAGGAGGGAGAGGACGAAGGCUCGGAGCCGCAGCGCCGCCGGCGGGGCUGGAGGGGCGUCAACGGGGGGCUGGAGCCGCGCUCCGCGCCCUCAUCGCGGGAAGCGCACAGCUACUGCCCGCAGGGCUUCUCCCCGGGGCUGGACAUGUCUAUGGAGGAAAGCCCAUCUCUGAGGCGCAAGACUGUGAUGCGGGAGAAGGGCCGGCGCCAGGCGGUCCGGGGCCCGGCUUUCAUGUUCAAUGACCGGGGUACCAGCCUCACAGCCGAGGAAGAGCGCUUCCUUGACGCUGCCGAGUAUGGCAACAUCCCUGUGGUGCGCAAGAUGCUAGAGGAGUCCAAGACGUUGAACGUCAACUGCGUGGACUACAUGGGCCAGAACGCGCUGCAGCUGGCCGUGGGCAACGAGCACCUGGAGGUGACGGAGCUGCUCCUCAAGAAGGAGAACCUGGCGCGAAUCGGCGACGCCCUGCUGCUUGCCAUCAGUAAGGGCUACGUGCGCAUCGUGGAAGCCAUCCUCAACCACCCUGGCUUCGCAGCCAGCAAGCGCCUGACCCUGAGCCCCUGUGAGCAGGAGCUGCAGGACGACGACUUCUAUGCCUACGACGAGGACGGCACUCGCUUCUCUCCCGACAUCACGCCCAUCAUCCUGGCGGCGCACUGCCAGAAGUACGAGGUGGUGCAUAUGCUGCUGAUGAAGGGUGCCAGGAUUGAGCGGCCACACGACUAUUUCUGCAAAUGCGGAGAUUGCAUGGAGAAGCAGAGGCACGACUCUUUCAGUCACUCACGAUCAAGGAUCAAUGCCUACAAGGGGCUGGCCAGCCCAGCUUACCUGUCCUUGUCUAGUGAGGACCCAGUGCUCACCGCCCUGGAGCUCAGCAAUGAGCUGGCCAAGCUGGCCAACAUAGAGAAGGAGUUCAAGAAUGACUACCGGAAGCUCUCCAUGCAAUGUAAAGACUUUGUAGUGGGUGUACUGGAUCUUUGCCGAGACUCAGAAGAGGUAGAAGCCAUUCUGAAUGGAGAUCUGGAAUCAGCAGAUCCUCUAGAGAUACACAGGCAUAAAGCUUCACUGAGUCGUGUCAAACUUGCUAUUAAGUAUGAAGUCAAAAAGUUUGUGGCUCACCCCAACUGCCAGCAGCAGCUCUUGACAAUCUGGUAUGAGAACCUCUCAGGCCUACGGGAACAGACCAUAGCUAUCAAGUGUCUGGUUGUGCUGGUGGUGGCCUUGGGCCUUCCAUUUCUUGCCAUCGGCUACUGGAUCGCACCUUGCAGCAGGCUGGGGAAAAUUCUGCGAAGCCCGUUCAUGAAGUUCGUGGCACAUGCAGCUUCUUUGAAGAUUUUUCCUCCAUUUAACUUUGCCCAGGGCCUCAGGGGACUGAACAAUAGCUGGUGUUUGGCGGUGCCUGGAAUGAUGUGGUCUGAGUGUAAGGAGCUCUGGCUGGAAGGACCUAGGGAAUAUAUUUUGCAGUUAUGGAACGUGCUGGACUUUGGGAUGCUUUCCAUCUUCAUUGCUGCUUUCACAGCCAGAUUCCUAGCUUUCCUUCAGGCAACAAAAGCACAACAGUAUGUGGACAGUUAUGUCCAAGAGAGUGACCUCAGUGAAGUUACACUUCCACCAGAGAUACAGUAUUUCACUUAUGCCAGAGAUAAGUGGCUCCCUUCUGACCCUCAGAUCAUAUCCGAAGGCCUCUACGCCAUAGCUGUUGUGCUCAGCUUCUCUCGGAUCGCAUAUAUCCUGCCUGCAAACGAGAGCUUUGGCCCUUUGCAGAUCUCUCUUGGAAGGACUGUGAAGGACAUAUUCAAAUUCAUGGUCCUCUUUAUCAUGGUGUUUCUUGCCUUUAUGAUUGGCAUGUUCAUACUUUAUUCUUACUACCUUGGGGCUAAAGUAAAUGCUGCUUUUACCACUGUAGAAGAAAGUUUCAAGACUUUGUUUUGGUCAAUAUUUGGGCUGUCUGAAGUCACUUCCGUUGUGCUCAAAUAUGAUCACAAAUUCAUAGAGAAUAUUGGCUACGUUCUUUAUGGAAUAUACAAUGUAACUAUGGUGGUCGUUUUACUCAACAUGUUAAUUGCUAUGAUUAAUAGCUCGUAUCAAGAAAUUGAGGAUGACAGUGACGUAGAAUGGAAGUUUGCCCGUUCAAAACUUUGGUUAUCUUAUUUUGAUGAUGGAAAAACAUUACCUCCACCCUUCAGUCUAGUUCCUAGUCCAAAGUCAUUUGUUUAUUUCAUCAUGAGGAUCAUUAACUUCUCCAAAUGCAGAAGGAGCCGGCUACAGAAGGAUAUAGAAAUGGGAAUGAGUAAUUCCAAGUCCAGGUUAAACCUCUUCACUCAGUCUAACUCAAGAGUUUUUGAAUCACACAGUUUUAACAGCAUUCUCAACCAGCCAACACGUUAUCAGCAGAUAAUGAAAAGACUUAUAAAGCGAUAUGUUCUGAAAGCACAAGUGGACAAGGAAAAUGAUGAAGUUAAUGAAGGUGAAUUAAAAGAAAUCAAACAAGAUAUCUCCAGCCUUCGUUAUGAACUUUUGGAGGACAAGAGCCAAGCAACUGAGGAAUUAGCCGUUCUGAUUCAUAAACUCAGUGAGAAACUGAAUCCUAGCAUGCUGAGAUGUGAAUGAUUCAGUAAUCUGGAAUAAUGGCUUUGACUAUAGCACAAAUGUGGGCAAUAAUAUUUCUAAGUAUGAAAUACUUGAAAAACUAUGGUGUAAAUUUUUAGUUUUAACUGCCUUUAUCAUGUGAAUCUUUACAAGUUAGGUCUUAAUGAUCCUACUGUUUUGAAAAUGGUCUUCAUUUUGAUUGUCUGCCUUGACAUUAUAAAUGAUGACAUGCCAUUGUAUUUAAAGGCCCAGUAUUAUUACAUUAGUGACAUUUUUGUCCACUUUAGAAUAAACUCUAUGUCUUUGCACUACCUGUUUGCCUCAAAGGGACUGAAAGCUCCUUGGGGACAGGGACCAUGUCUUAUUCAUCUUUGUGUCUCCAGCAUCUAGUACAGUGCCUGGUACAUGGUAGGUGCUCAAUAAAUGUUGAAACCAACUGAACUGAACUGCCAACAAAAUAUAAAUAAAAAUAAAAAGGUCAUCACUAUGUAGCAUUCUUUCCCUUGUUCAAAUGCUGAAGACAUUUUUGUUUUUAAAUAGAAACAUGAAAUUUUAUUACUGGCUAUGACUUGGUAAGAUUUCUUAGAAUUUUUGUCAUCACUCAUAAUCCUAGAACCUUUGAGAAUUUAAUAAUGAUUUGAAGAAUGAAUGAAUGAAUGAAGAAUUUAACAAUGAAGUGGGUUAAUAGAGAAUAUAAUUACAUAUUUAAGAUUCAUAGAAUUGUUCAAAAUAACACAUUAAAGAUUUUUCUAAAGUAUA